Molecule: messenger RNA, 626 nt
Organism: Trichechus manatus latirostris (Florida manatee)
Lineage: Eukaryota; Metazoa; Chordata; Mammalia; Sirenia; Trichechidae
Gene: TMEM9
Product: transmembrane protein 9
Exons: 6
Coding region: 71-622 (183 amino acids)
Cellular component (GO): lysosomal membrane
Source: RefSeq, a predicted model, not a curated record
CUGGGUCUUGUGUGGCUCCUGCGGGGCUCGGAGGUGUCCCGUUUUACUGGCCCAGCGAGCCUGAGUAAGCAUGAAGCUCUUAUCUUUCGUGGCGGUAGCCGGGUGUUUGCUGGUACUCCCAGCUCAAGCCAGCAAGAGUUCUGAAGAUAUUCGGUGCAAAUGCAUCUGUCCACCAUAUAGGAACAUCAGUGGGAACAUUUACAAUCAGAAUGUGACACAGAAGGACUGCAACUGCCUGCACGUGGUGGAUCCCAUGCCGGUGCCUGGCCACGAUGCGGAGGCCUACUGCCUGCUGUGCGAGUGCAAGUAUGAGGAGCGCAGCACCACCACCAUCAAGGUGAUCAUCGUCAUCUACCUGUCGGUGGUGGGCGCCCUCUUGCUCUACAUGGCCUUCCUGAUGCUGGUGGACCCUCUGAUUCGAAAGCCGGAUGCGUACACUGAACAGCUGCACAACGAGGAGGAGAAUGAGGAUGCCCGCUCUAUGGCAGCCGCUGCUGCCUCCCUGGGGGGACCCCGAGCAAACACAGUCCUGGAACGCGUGGAAGGCGCUCAGCAGCGGUGGAAGCUGCAGGUGCAGGAGCAGCGGAAGACAGUCUUUGAUCGGCACAAGAUGCUCAGCUAGGUGG